Molecule: messenger RNA, 1416 nt
Organism: Trypanosoma rangeli
Lineage: Eukaryota; Euglenozoa; Kinetoplastea; Trypanosomatida; Trypanosomatidae
Exons: 1
Coding region: 1-1416 (471 amino acids)
Molecular function (GO): nucleic acid binding
Source: RefSeq, a predicted model, not a curated record
AUGUUGGUGCCAUCUCUCGCGCAGGGAGAUGAUGUUUCACUUGGCUCAUUGCCCGUGGAUUCUGCCCGCGUCAGUGUUGUCCCGCUGAUUCAACCGCGCCACCAGAAGAAACAGCGGUCGUGUCGAUACAUUGAAGUAACGGACUCCGCAGAAGACCGCUUUUCAGCCACCUCAGCACUCCGAGAACAUACAAAAGAACGUCUUACGGUUCAUAAUGGUCCAAUGACUUAUGCACAGGAAAUGUACUUUCACCCGCAUGAGCUGUACAAACAUGGAAAGCAUCAGAUACACACCAGCAGUGUGGGAUACAGCAGCGGAGGCGAUCUUGUGCUCACACGCGAGGCCGUCUCAGAGCCAAGCGAUGUGGAUAUGGGGUUUUUGCGCCGCCGGGCUGAAAUUGAUAGGGCCAUCUGUUUGGACCCCAAAGCUCGUCGACCCCUGUUCGAGGACGAAAAGAAGAAAAAGUUGCACCUUAACGCACCCAGGUAUCGCAAGUAUCCUGGUAUCCGUGCUCCACGCAACCGCAAGGAACGCAAUCGUCUUUUGAAUGAUUACUUUGCCAAUGAAUAUGCACGUAAAAUUAUGGACAAAUACCGCGAGCGUCAAGCGAAGGGAGAGGGAGACAGCGAUGCAUCACCUAUUGUGCGCCCUGCAUUUGGAAAUCUUCCGCCGUUUUUCUACAAGAUGCUCGACCUUGAUGAAGACGCCCAGACGCGUAUACUUGAACGGUGUGGGGUCGACAUGCGACCAUUCUCAACUCAUGUGCCCAAGGACCCCGAUUCUGGAGAGGCACGCUUUCAAGGCAUGAAUUUGCGUUUGAGGUCAGAGUUGGUGCAUGCACUGAGCAGUGAGUUUCUUACGCGACAGAUUGAUGACUUGGAACGUGCCUUUGCCGCGUUCAUUGCAGAAGAAAAUGUGAAUAAACCAUUGGUGUACAAUUUUCGUGAUGGGUACGGUCGCCUCGUGUGUCACGGUGUUGCAGCGUACUAUAAUCUCGUUUCUGAGUCGCAGCAGCAGCCAGAUGGCUCCAAGAUCACCGUUGUAAGUUGGCCAAAAAGGAAGAAACAUGCCUCUGUGCCACUUACUUUACCCCAUGUUUCACUUAUGAAUAUGCUUCGAAAGAAGCGUGGGGAGAUGCCAAUUGCUUCUGCCAUGUCCACACCGCAGGCCACACCGAAUGCGCUUGCUGCAGACCCGGAUCUUGUGCCCCCAGUAUUCAGCCUGGACGCCACCCCAGUGGAUCAUGCAUUGCCCUCUGGCUUAACUCCUAAUUUGGAGCAAGGCAAUUCAACGGACGAUGGAACUCCUCAUGUUCUUUCAGUUUAUGAGCCACUGUUUGGGGAAUCCACUGAGAGCACGACUACGACAGCCACACAAAAGAAAAAAAUGCGCAAGGCGCUGAAGUUAGCCCAGUAG